AAGUGACACGAGCGUGCCUGGCGGUGUGUGGCAUGUGUACGGCUAGGCAUCGCUAGGUGCUGAGAGACCAGACCAAUGCGCCCUGUGGUUGCUGUCCCCACCCUCAACGUGGAGCUCCUGGCCAAAGACAGCCACUACUCAGGGGGUCAGCAAGCUUUCCUUACCUUGCCGAGAAAUUCCAGAACAAGGCAGAAUUAAGCCUCACUGUCUCUCAGUCCAGUCUCCAUCUCCUGGGAGCUCUGAGCAGCUACUCAGCUACUCUGUAAGCUCAAGAGAAGGUUCUACAGGAGACCGUGGCUGUCCCCUGGGAGAUUCAUGGCCCGGAAAAGGAAAUCAAAGGAGUGGCCAGGAGCCAAACACACACCAUGGUGCAGUGCAGACCACCGCAGGAGUUCAGCUUUGGGCCACGGGCCCUGAAGGAUGCGCUGAUCUCCUGCGAUCUGGCUCUGAAGCAGCUCUACACCUCAGCCUUCUCCCCGUCGGAGAGGCUCUUCCUGUCUGAGGCCUACAACCCUCACCGGACUCUCUUCAGCACACUGCUCAUCCAUUCAGCCUUCGACUGGCUCCUAAGCCGUCCAGAGGCUCCUGAGGAUUUCGAGACCUUCCAUGCUUCUCUGCAGCUCCGGAAGCAGAGCCUGGCCCGGAAACACAUUUACCUGCAGCCCAUAGAUCUGAGUGAGGGGCUGGCAGGAUGCCCCCUGCUGGACCACCUUCGAAGCUGUGCGGAGGCUUUCUUCCUGGGCCUUCGAGUUAAGUGCCUGCCCUCUGUAGCCUCUGCCUCCAUUAACUGCUGCUCAAGACCCGCUCGGGACACCGAUGGGCUCCAGCUUCACACAGAUGGCAUCUUGUCCUUCUUGAAGAACAACAAGCCGGGGGAUGCAUUGUGCGUGCUGGGCCUCACGUUGGCCGACCUGUACCCCCAUGAUGCCUGGACCUUCACCUUUGGCAGAUUUCUUCCGGGGCAUGAAGUGGGUGUGUGUAGCUUUGCUCGCUUCUCUGGGGAGUUCCUGCAGGCCGGGUCCAGCAUUCCUGACUCAGCUUUGCUGGAGGCAGCAGCAGGUGGUCCUGAGACGUUGCCACAGGAGGGAGGACAGACCCUGUGCUACAGCGCCCUGGGCAUGGUUCAGUGUUGCAAGGUCACCUGCCAUGAGCUCUGCCACCUCCUGGGCCUGGGGAGCUGUCGCUGGCUCCGCUGCCUCCUGCAGGGGGUGCUUAGCCUGGAUGAGGCGCUCCGGCGCCCUCUGGACCUCUGUCCUAUCUGCUUGAGGAAACUGCACCACCUCCUGGGCUUCAGGCUCCUGGAGAGGUACAAGAGACUGCACACUUGGACUCGGGUGAUGUUGGAGAUGUGGUCUGGUCAAGAGGCCGGGGAGCCAUCUGUGUCAGAGGACACCUUGCCUUUCAGUGCUGACUCAGGCAUGGGCUGUGAGAGUGACACGGAGCCUGUCACCAGCCCGUCAGAGCCCGUCACCCCUGAUGCGUGGAGUCAUACGUUUCCUGAUGGGCCUGAACCAGUGUCUGAGGAAGGACUGAGCUCCCUAGCGGCCUCGGAAGUGUUGCUGAAACUGGGGGGGCCUGUGGAUGCCCUGGAGGAAUACAGACAGUGGCUGGAUGCGUGCAUCCAGGCCCUGGAGAGGGAGGUGGCUGAAGAGGAGCUGGUCCAGGUGGAUGCAGCCGUGGAUGCCCUGGGUCGGUGGGAGAUGUUCACAGGGCAGCUACCAGUGACCAAGCAAUACAUGCCCUGUGUCAAGGAUAAUGUGGGACUGCGCAGGGUCCUGGGGGACAAGUUCUCUUCCCUGAGGCGGCGACUGAGCUCUCGCAGACUUGCCAAGGCCAGUUCUUCCCAGUGCCACUGGGGGGCAGAGAAUUAGCACAGCAAGAUGGACCAUCCAAUGCCGAGAAAUCAGUUCCUGGCACUUUUUUCCUGAGGAUACUAGCCAACCAGUGACUGAGGGUACUCUGGUAUCUGCAGGGUUAGAAACAAAGGUUCCCCAGAAGCUAAGGAAAUGCUCCUUGGGUGCUUGACCACAGGGCCCCCAUGUUGUGUGGCUUGCAGUUUUAACUGAGACGCAGGCAGGAGGUUACUACAUGCUCACUUCUUCCUUGCAGGAGGGGGCCCUGGUCUGUCUCGUUCCUCUCAGCCAGAGCUCUGGGCCACCCUGCAGCAUGGGUUAUGUGGCUGUGUGUGUAUUAUUUGUAUCUGUGUGUCUGUGCACAUGAGUGCAGUUUCCUACGGAGGCCAGCAGAGGGCAGCAGACUCCUAGAUAUCAUUACAGGAAGUUGCAAGCCACCUGAUGGGGGUAAUUCCAACCGAACUCAGGUCCUCUGCAAGUGCAGCACACACCUUUAAUGUCUGAGCCAUCUCUCCAGCGCCAACAUUUCUGACCUGUGUCUCUCACACAGGGGUUCUUUUCUGUGGCUAGAAUGCCUUUCUGCUCACCAGGGCUGGCACAGGUGCCUUUGAGAAGCUCCUCAAGAAAUUUGUGCCCUGUGAGACUGGCAGAAGUGGGGGUGAUGGGGUUGGCAGUGGAAGGCAAAGGUCACUUCUCCAACCCUGAGGCUGCUGCUGCCCAGCUCCUGCCACCAGUUAGGCCAGUGUGGUAGUGGUAGGGGCUCAGCUCUUUUCUCUUUGAUGACUUUUUUUCUGUCUCCAGCUGUAUAAACUCCUGACACAGCUGUGUUGUUUUGUUUUUGUGUUGUGUAUUGUUGAAACUCUCUCUCUCACACAUACACACACACACAGACACACACACACACGCACGCUGUUUUCCUGAAGUGACCCUCAUUGUUCUCAACUAUCCCAGCUGACCAGCAAGGCCAGGCUCACAGUCCUGAGGGAGGAGGAGGGUGGGCUCUUGACUCUCCAUUGUGAACAGAGGCAGUAAGGGGAGUAUGUGCAUCUUGUAGUUGAAUAGCUGUUCCCUUUUCAUUACUGUGACAAAACACCUGAGCAAAUCAACUUAAAAGAGGGAAGGGUUGUUUGGCUCACGGCUUCCGAGGUUUCACCUGUGGUGCUGGGUCCAUGGCUUUUAGGCUGUGGGGAGGAUGAGGUAGAACAUCUCGGUGGGAACAGUGUCCAUGAAGCAGAGACACUCACCUCACAGAGGCCAUGAAGCAAAGUGUGAAGCGCCAGUGAAAUGUCUCCCCUUUCUGGGAAGAUUCCCACUGCUUCCCUCUGGCCAGGAUGGGCCUCCUGGUUCUUAUUGCUACCCCAACGCCUCCUUUUAUUUUUUUAAUUUUUGUUUUUUGUUUUGCACUAAGUUGUUAGUAGCCCACAUUGGUCCCUUGUGUAGCUAGAGACGACCUUGGAGUUUGUCUGCUUAGCUUUACAUUGUGGACUCUCCCGUGUCCCAUGUUGCUAGGAUACCCAGCACAUGUUUCCUUACCCUUUCUGGCUUUAUUGGCUGGGCAGCAGAGCCAGGACCAUGGCUGUGGGUGCCCUGAUGUCCAAUGUCCCCUCUUCUACCCAGAGCCCAGACUCCUGUCACGGGGGAGGCAGGCCAGCAUUUUGUUCCUAUUUGUGACAGAAACUGUUGGGGACAGAAGAUAGAGUUUCACCUCAUGGCUGGGACAAGAGCAGGAAGGAGAUGCUAUUCUUUGAAUACUGUCCCGGGUUGGGGAUUUAGCUCAGUGGUAGAGAGCUUGCCUAGCAAGCGCAAGGCCCUGGGUUCGGUCCCCAGCUCCGAAAAAAAAAAAAAGAAAAAAGAAUACUGUCCCUUGGGACCUUUGUGGAUGGAAAGACCCUCCAAAGUGCUUAAAAACACAGACAUGCAGUAGGGAGCUGGGGGUAGAGCUAAAGUCCAAACUUAGAUCCUGCUGAGGUUGAAGGGUAUGCUAGAACAUUCCAGGGAUGUGCCCAUGUACAGGUCUGUGCACAGUGCCAAGGUGAGCCGUUCUGUGGAUCCCACAGGCAGGGAUAGCAAGGUUUUGGAGGGACAGGCAGCUGCGCCCAAGACUGUUGUUUUGAAAAGCAACACGUGUGUAUGUGGUGUGUGUGUGCGUGUGUAUCUGUGCGUGUGCCCACAUGUAUAGGCCCGAGGGCCACCUUAGAUGUUGUUUGCUUUUUUUGUUUUGUUUUGAUGAGACCAGGUCUCUCACAUAGUCAUAGUUCUCCCAGAACUCACUCUGCAGACCAGGCUGAUCUCGAAUUCCACCUUGAGAUCCACCUGCCUUUGCCUCACCAUUGUUGAAAUUAAAAGGUAUGUAUCACCAUGACUGGCUCAUCUUGCCGUUUUAAAAAUAAUAUUUUUUAAAACUUAAAAAAUUUCUUCUGUGAGUACACCAUCGCUGUCUUCAGACAUACCAGAAGAGGGCAUCCGAUCUCAUUUUAGAUGGUUGAGUCACCAUGUGCUGGGAAUUGAACUCAGGACCUCUGGAAGAGCAGCCAGCUCUCUUAACUGCUGAGCCCCCGCGAAUAUAUUUUUAUUAGGUUUUUGAGGAUGUUCAUCUUGCUUUUUUGAGGGUCUCUCACUAGCCUGGAACUUGCCACGUAGGCUAGGCUGCCUGGCGAGCCUUUCCCUCCUUAGGGAGUUGCCCGUCUUCACCUCUCCAGAGCUGGGGUUACAGGCGCCUGCUACCAUGUCUAGCAUUCCCCCCCCCCCCCCCAGGAUGGGUUUCUCUGUGUAGCCCUGGCUGUCCUGGAAGUCACUCUGUAGACCAGGCUGGCUUUGAACUCACAGAGAUCUGCCUGCCUCUGCCUCCCGAGUGCUGGGACUAAAGGCAUGUGCUACCACCACCUGGGCAAGAUUUAUUGAGUUUGCUUUGCUAUGUGCAUCACAGGCGUGCCUGGUCUACGGAUCCCCUGGAACUGGCGUUACACAGUUGUGAGCUGCCAUGUAGGUGCUGGGAACUAAACCCGGCCCCCUAGGGGAACAACCAAUGCUCUUAAUCACUGAGCCCCUACACACAGCUUUUUUACUUGGGUUCUGGGAUCAAACCAGGUCCCGAACACCUUUACUGGCUGAGAUGGUACUGCCCUAUCUUCUUGUUGGACAUCUUGCUGGGCUUCCCAUGAGCUGAGACCACAGCUGUCCCUCAUAUCCUGCUAAACUUCAAGUCUUUAAGUGCAAGGGGAUGUGUUGUGUCUGCUCGCUCACUUCUCUUAGUAAAAUCUUGGUGUUGUGAGUGAGAUGCAGGCUAAUGAAGUACACGUGUGUCAUGGUGUGUGCAUGGAUUUCAGAAGAGAACUUCUGGAAGUUAGUUCACCCUGUGCGUUCUGGGGAUUGAACUCAGGUUAUCAGACUUAUAUGGCAAGCACUUUUGUUGGUUGGGCCAUCUUGCUAACCCCACACCAGGCCCUGCCUUUGCUCACUGUGUUCUCUGAACUCUGCAGGGAAAUAGGGAGAAUAAAGGGCUGCACAGACGGCUAGGGACCCGCACCCUCACUCUUGGGCAGUCCCCAGUCAGCUCUGUUGAGGCUUCUGGAAGCUUCCACACACUCACGUGAAAACACAUAGGUAGAACAAAACCAGGUCAAUGAGAAGGCUCAGUGGGUAGAGGUGCUUUCUAUGUGAACCUAAUGACCUGAGUUUGAUCCUCCAGACCCACGUAAAUGUGGAAGAAAAUCUAUUUCAGAGUUGCCCUCUCACCUCCACACACAUGCACACACAGGCAAUAAUAAAGUAAUACUAACAAAACAAAGACCCCAGAGGAGUCAAUCCAUCUCAGCCUGACAGGGAACACGGCAUGCUGGGUGGGGCUGACCCCACAGUGACCCCCAGACAUUUCUUGGAAAUUGCCUUUUAAAACAAGCCUCUUGACUUAAAGCUUGUUUUCAUUCGCCUCCUACCCAAGAGGCUGAGCUCAAAAAUAAACCUGAGUUAUUUUGGGCUCCGGCCGGCGAUGAGAGGUGAUGCUGGGCAAUGCUGUGCCGGGGAAGGGCUGCCAGCCACCGUCCCCUGGUCCUUUGCAUCUCUUGCAGCAGAUUCUAAAAGCUGGGUUCUUGGGCUGGGGGUAUAGCUCGGUUGGCAGCAUCAGGAGACUCUGAAUAAUCCCAGGUCAGGGAGAUUGAGACAAGAGGAACAGCAUAAGUUCAAAGUCAUCCUCAGAUGUCCAGUAACUGAUAAUUACAGGCCACUGAGGGAUUCAUGAGGCCCUGUGUACUCAAGCAUGAGGACCCGAGUUCAAAUCCUGAGGACCCACAUAAAAAUCCACACACGGUCAGUUCUUCCUGUAAGCUCAGUGCUGUGGAUGGGGAGGGGAGACAGGAGGAUUGUUGAGGUGUUCAACCCUAUCUUCAUUAGUAACCUUGUCUCCCAGUAGACUGCCCACGGGCCAACUUUAUCUAGACAAUCCCCUGAGGCUCUUCCCAAGUAACUAGAUUCAGGCAGUUGACGGUUAAAACUCACCACCACACUAAGGACCAAAUAAAAGGAGAAAGCCAGUUCCUGAGACCCUCAGUCCUGUGGCAGAGCUCCACAAAGACGGUGAAUGGCUGGAAUCAUAUUCAUUAAAGGAAUAAAGCAAAUCCACUGCUGGUGAAAAGGUGGCAGGUAGGAACAACACCCUCUGCACACCAGCACCAGGGCUAGAAAAGGAAGCCCCUAACCGCCAUGCUUCCUGGCAUUGCUCACCCCUAACUGCCAUGCUUCCCGGCAUUGCUCACGGUGCUGCCUGGCAGAGGCUGGAGCCAGUAUUUUCCCCCAACAAACCACAUGGUGUGGCAAAAGCCUCCACUACCAGCAGUGCACAUAGCACGUGGGCAGUCCUUGGUGGCUCUGUGAAACUCCUGUUAUUUAGUGUGGGGUGCGUGUCUGUGUGCCUAAACAGAGGCCAGAGGAUGGACGUAGCGUCCUGCUUGAUCACUAACUCUGCCUAUUCCUUGGUGGCGGGGUUUCUCACUAGGAGCUCCACUAGUGGCCAGCAGGCACUGGUGACUCCCUUGUCUGUCUUCCACAGUGCCAGGGUUACACAGGAGCAUAUAUUAUGCAACUGACAUUUUCUGUGCAUGCCAGGGAUUUGAACUCGGGUUUUAAUGUUUGUGCAGAAAGUGCUGUUGUUACCUGUGGAGCCUGUCCCUGUCCUGUUGUGUGUGUUUUUUGUUGAGAUGGGGUCCCACCCAUCCCAGGCUGGCUUUGAAUACUCCUUCAGCCGCUAGCUCCCAAGGUGUAGGCCGCUGUGCUGGCUAAGGGUGCACUUCAAUGUUUGUACCCCUCCCCACCCCCACAUUCAGCUCAUGUGAUUUGGAGACGUUCACUGAAAGAAGGUAUUUAUGAUGGCUCUCUGACCUGCCAGGCUCAGGUACAUGGAAUUAAAAUUUGUAAUUAACAGGGUGAAUCUUCAAA
Molecule: messenger RNA, 7283 nt
Organism: Rattus norvegicus (Norway rat)
Lineage: Eukaryota; Metazoa; Chordata; Mammalia; Rodentia; Muridae
Gene: Amz1
Product: archaelysin family metallopeptidase 1
Biological process (GO): proteolysis
Molecular function (GO): metallopeptidase activity; peptidase activity
Source: RefSeq, marked validated